AUGUGUUGUUUCCAGGUAUUGAUCUUCCACGAAAGAGAAGGACGUACAUUGAAAAGGCGAGAACAGUGGGAAGACACCAGAUUUAAUAGUUAUAAUAACGAAGAUAUAAUAAUCACCAUGCAGUCAAUAUCCAGUUAUAGAAAAGACGUGUUAACGUUUAUGCCAUUAACGUGUACAUGGGCUCGAGAACUGAUGGAGAAUGUGGAGAAAACUUGUCUUUCAAAGGGUCCACUUAGGGGUUGGAUUCCCAUGAAAAUGCAUAUAGUUGACAACCCUGAUCUUGAAGAAGCAUUUGAAGAUAGAAAAGCAGCUCUUCGAAAAAUGGGAAGAACUGACGAAGAGUUGAAAGAGGAGUUCGGUUUUUUAGCUGAGUCAUGGAGAUCUGUUGUGAGCAUGUGUAAAUAUGGUGUCCGAUGCUCAGAGAAAAAGACAAAUAUAUUGGGUGACACGCGUGCUGGUCUUCACUUGAACAGAAACUACGAUAUGCUCCUUCGAUUUAUGACUUUCAGGAACUUCAUAACUGCCAGAUGCAUUGUCGUACUGAGGGUGAUUCCAGGGAGAGUAAAAAAGGUUAUGCCUAGGUUUAAAGGGAGAACACUCAUGCAUCCGUCAAAACACUACGAUUCACACACAUCGAUGAUACAACCUGAUCCAAACAUAACUAUAUGUGAAGGACUUGCACAUAAUUUUAUUUAUAUUUACCAACUGGAUGAGAAGUCAAAGCUUCCUCUGAUGCAUCCUCGUCAAGCUGUACCGUAUGCAGUUAUACAAUUGAGGCAGCCAUAUCGUGUAACAGUAAAUCGUCCAUUCCUAUCAUUCCGUGAUAGAUUUCUUGCGCAGAUGAAACACAAGGACACAUCAAAUGGUUACAAGAGUUAUAGAACUUAUAUAAAAAGACGUCAUUUAAAAGGGACUGAAAGGAAAAGAAGCAGAAGUCGGAGUCGUAAAAGUGAUGAACGUAACAGGAAAAAUGAACACUCUGAUAAUUCACAGGAAACUGACAAUUCUACUAAAAGAAGAACACGAAGAAAUGAAAUGCCUAAGCUUAAGCCCGUAAGAAAACGAUCAGAAACACCAACGAAACGAUCUUCCUCUGAGAAAGAUCAACCUGCAAAUGCUGAAACCGAUAAAUCUUGUAUUAAAACAAAACUUCAGAAAAUCGAGGAAGAGAUAAAACUACGUCAGUCAAAAUUGACAGAGUUACGACAUAUCAAAUCAAAUCAUGACAUGGAGAAAAAUGAAAACGAUGCUGUUAAAGAAGAGUUAACAACGACUGAUAGUUAUUCGUCUUCCUUGACAGAAUCAACUGGUUGUGAUGUAGAAUUUGCACCCAAAAUCAGUUGUGUUUAUUCUACAUCUAGCAUCGACAAUAUUGACAUGAUCGAUCCUGCCAUAAUUAGGUAUAGGGAAUUAAGUAGUGGUGCUUCAACACCUACAUUAGAUGAACCUGGGGACCAAGGAGCUACGCAAUCUGGGAAUGUUGCUAUCGGAAAAGAUUCAGAUAUGACAGACAAUACAGAUCAACAAAAACAAAUUGCCUGUUCUGUAACUGCUGAGUCUGAUGUAAACACACAGAGAGAAAACUUUGACACUUGUAAAACCACAAUUGAUGCAACAAAUGACAAAUGUGAUGGCAAAAAUGAAUCUAAAACCCACAAUAGGGAGGAAACAGAUAAUACAUUAAAAACAGAAAAGACAAUCGUAAAGGAUGAGCAUGAAGUGGAAAGUUCAAAACAGGAUGAUAGUAAUAACGUUGAGGAAUGUGUUAAACAUGGAAGUGAAGAACCAAUUGAAGGUUCGUCAACUGAUAAAAACUUUGACAUUAAAACAUUAUUCAGAGAAGCAAUUUACAAAAUGGAUCCCUCUGAUUUGUACGAACUCUUAACAGAAAAAUUAGCUGGUGGUGAAGAAGAACAUUCAGAUGAAGGAUUACAACAACAAAAUACAACAGAAAGUAACAAUAAAGUUGAAAAUGAACACAGUGGUGAUGUUGUUGGUCUGGACUUAUCAUGUAAGUCUAAAUGUAAUGUCCAAGACAACAAAGUAGAUGUGAAAGAAAAUGCUGCAGACGAUAACAGUUGUAAUACAAAUUUUGAAAGUAAAACACCUGAAACAAAGGAAUCACACAUGUCUUGUGCUGUCAGUGCUGUAGAAGAUCAUAGUUAUUCUGCAUCAAAGGAGUCUUGCAUUGCAGGUUUGGACAAUCUUGAUAUAUUAGCAAGAGUAGCAUCAGAGUUGCAAGCGGCUAAAGUAGUAGAUUGUAAAACUAAAACUAAAAGUAAAGCGAUAACAUCAGCCAUUAACAUCUUGAAUGAAAACAAACAGGAGCAGGAAUACAUCUUCGACGCAGAAAAAUUCAACCCGAAUCUAAAGGGAGAACCUGUUGUUUCUUUAAGAAAGAUAGAUUAUAGUAAAACACAUGACAUCAAGCAACACGUAAAAGAAAAUGAAAAGAAAGCUUGUGGUAUUUCUUCCUCCAUAAAGGAGAAUUCAUUUUUAAGGGUGAAAAUUGAACCAAUUGAAAAUGAAACUGUUUGCCUCGAAACUGGUCGUAGUAAUUCCAAAACAAAUCAGGCUACAAAUAAACGAAAAAAUGAUAAGAAAUUGAGCGGAUUAGAAAAAGAAUUGUCCUCUCUCAUGUCUUCAAAUAUAUCCCCAGUUAUAGCUUCUACUAAACGCAAAACAGCUAAUUCGGUAGCAGCUGCCUUUGCUGCUUCAGAGCAACCUCCUUUACAAACAAAAAACAUAAAUGUAAAGACCGCCAAACAUCACAAAAUGAUUAAACAGGACGACACAAAAACAAAGGAAGAAAAUGAACCUUCCACAAAAUCCCCGAAAGAAUCAAAUAGCCAACCCGCAUCAACUCAUGAUAAGAUCUCAGGAAACCAAGAGCCAAAGUUUACCUGCCGAGAAAAUCUUUUCGAAAAGUUUGCAUCUUCUGAUGCAAUAGAAAAAAGUUUUGAUAAGGAAACGGAUGCUCAUAAUGAAUUGUCUCCAACAAAGGUACAAAACACAAAUGUUGAAACACAAGAAAAGACAUCACAAGAAAUCGCAAAGACAGUUAUUAAGCAAGAGCCAGGUGUGUCUGAUGUCUUAUCAUCAAAAUCACUAUCUUCAACGUCUGUUGCUAAAGUAUCGUCCGACAAAGCAAAGGGAAGUCAUAAACCUGAUGAUCAUCUUUUGAUAAAAAAAUUAAUGUCACCAACUUCUGAUUUAGAUGAAUCUAUUAUUGAUCUUAUGAAUAAACAAGUAACUGAGAGUAUGAUGCAGUCAGACUUGUUUCUGAAUGGACUAGCUGUGAAUGUGAAGCAAGAACCGAUUAGUCCAAAACAGGAAUUUAGUUCAGAUGAACACAAGUCAGUUUCAAAAAUUGAAAGCUGUAACACCAAUAAACUAUCAGAUGAAUCAAGAAAGCAUGACAAAAGCAAAACAACAGAAGUAGAUCUGCCUCAAUCUAUUGUAGUUAUUAAGAAAGAGCCACUAAGCCCUGUUGCAGAAUCGUUUUCUGAAAAUGAUAAAAAUACGGAGGAAAAUCAACAAAAAAGUCAGAAUACAGACUCCAAUGUUUUUAAGCAAUCAGAAAAUCUGCCAAUAACAACAGUAGAAUCAAAGGAAAUCACUACCGAAAUCGAUAAAACACUUAAAGACCUGGAACAAGUUAUAGGUUUAUUUUCAAAUAGGGUACGAAGCAACUCAGGAGAUGCGGACAAAGAUAAUUUUUCAUCAGAUAAAAUUGGUGAAAAGGCAGUGAAGUCUAGUGAAAAAGAUUUAAAAAUGAAAAAGUUAAAAACUCUUUCGGACAGUACACCAGAUGAUACCAGCGGGGAAUGUAUAAAGGAAAGUUUUGAAAAGGGUACAGACCACCACAUCAAUGGUAAACAGAGUGAACUUAAAUCUACCGACUUACCCGAAGCGUAUGCUACGGCCAAUACUGGUGACAAAACUAUGGCGGAAUACAUGCCUAUUGAGGUUAUAACUGGAAAUUUCCCGCCAAAGAAAUCUUCUGCAAAUAGCAAAACUUCAAAUUCAAUAACAUUGACUGAGACGGAAACUACAAAUAAUAAAUCUGCAAACAGUUUAUCGAAAACAGCUGAAUCAUCUUCACAAAGGUCUCCAGUUUCAUUGACUAAUCAGAAUAUUGAUAAAAUACAAAAUAAACAUUUGUCAAAAAAGCAAAGCAGCAAAACUGAUGACACAUCAAGGGCUACACGUGUUCUCAAUGCAGUGUAUAAUGAACUUACUUCGACUGAAGCCUCAGGUGUCGUCAAACGGAUCAAAAAGGAACCAGUUACAGAAGAUGAAUAUUAUGGUAUCACUUCGCAAAAUCUCAUAGCACCAACAAAAAAGAAAACUGGUAAAUUUAAGUCGACUGUGACUGAAAAGCAAGUUAAAAGAAAAAUAUCAGAAUCGACAUACAGUUCAGAUUCAUCUCCUUAUAGGGAUUCAUCAAAAGUACACAAUCAAAAUCGGACUCACAAACAUAGAGCACCAACAAGGAGUGAGAAAGGUAAUGAUACUAGUAAUAAAUACACAACCCCGGGCUCAAAUCAAUUGCAAGCAAUACGAACUCAUUAUUCAGCAUCGACAAAUAAUGAUAACCAAGAUAAUAAGAAAGCACUUCAUUUGAACAGUACUGAUCGAUCAUCAAAGUCAAAAAUACGUGAACGCAGAUCUAAGUCUAGAAGCUCUGAAAGUAGCUGUUCAUCUUCCACUAACAGUCCAGUGGGAAACUUCAGGACAUCAGUUUCUAAAAACUAUUCAAAUUAUUCACGUUAUAAUGCAAACAGUCCCAAACAAUUUCAGUCAAUUGAUAACAGAACCUGGUUUGUCAAAAGCAAAUGGGAUAAUACAGAAGGUAAACGGCCAAACAACUCUACCAACAAUCAGUAUAGCUUUGGUUCACAAUCUAGGAAAAGCUAUGACAACAACGCUAGGUUGAACAUUAACCCUUCUAGGAAUAGCCAACCACAGUAUCGUCUAGGAAAUCAGUCAUACAAUACACCAAACUCGACCAAUCAAAAUCAAAGAAAAGGUUACAUCGGUGGACGUAUACAAAAUCAAAAUACGUUCUAUUCUUCCAGUCAUAAUAAUCAGGUAAAGGCAGCAAAUUUCAACUCGACAUCGUAUGGUUCAUCUUUUAGUAAUAGUCAGAAUGAGAUAAACGAUAGGAGCAAGCACUUGAAUGCUUAUCCUAGGGUGUCUAUUAAACGAGAAAGAAGUAAUUCAAUAGAUAGAAGUGAAACAUCAGAGUAUAAAAGACUCCGAAGUGUUUCUCCCGAUCAUGACAAAAGAUACGACAGGAAAAGACAGAGAAGUGAUUCACGCGACAGAACAUUGUUAUCUACGUACAAAAAGUAUAAAACUGACGACCGUGACCGGAAAUCAUUUUUCAGAAAAAGUAGAAUUCGUAGUAGGUCACGCGACAGAGAUAGUAGUAGUUCUAGUGAUCGUAGUUUGCCCUCGAAGAAUCGGGUAACUUCUUAUCGCAGUGCCUCACCAAAGAAUAGGACAAGCUCUAAUCGUAGUUUGUCACCUAAGAACAGAGCAAAUUCGUAUCUUACCACCCUGUCCCCAAAAGACCGUUUAAAUUCUUAUCAACAUGCUAACAAUGCAAGGUAUGAUUCAUAUCGCCAAACAUCUCCAAAGCGUCACACAAGUGGUCUGAUCAGUGAUGUUAGUUGUCGUGAAUAUCCCUCAAGCACGUCAGGUAGUAAGGAACCCAAAGAAUCAGAUAUCAAUAAUACAUUAUCAAAGGCAAUGUCGACUUUGUUGAAGAAGAUAAUUUUUGAUGAUAAAAGUAAUGAUAACAGCAAAGAGGGCAGAAUGGCAGAAAUGGUUCUAGACAUGGUAAAAGCGCGAGUGACUGAAGACAAAAUUAAUCCUGGUGACAAACUUGGUAAUCACACACAGGCAAUAUUACAAGAACCACAUAAAUCUGUAAACGAAGCAAAAAGAACAUAUUCUAGUAAUACAAAUACCUCAACAAGAACACAAGGAGAAUCUACCUUUGAACGACCUAAGACUACAAGAUUUUCGUCGGUAAACAGACCGACAUACAGUAUGGUAAACAAACCUGCCUACAACAAUUACAACCGAUCAACUUACAGUUCAACAUACAACAAUCAGUAUAAAACAAGAUAUAAUCCAAGCAUGAGAUCACGUGGUUUCUCUAGUAAAAGAGGAUUCAUUUCUUCUUCAAGGCCUUGGUCAAAUACAACAUCAAAUUUUAAUAGCAGACCUUUUGAUUCAAGGUCAAAUUUUAGAGGCAGAGGAUUUAAUAGGCCUAUACAUCGGGGUACCUACCAAAAUGUGUCAUCGCGGGGUAGUUCAAAAUUUACAGAAAAGGAAAGUAGGUCUAAAGACCGAAAGGAUAAUCUUUCUAGAGACGUCAAGACUGAUCGUUCUAGAAAUAGGAAAGACUUCCAUUCUAGAGACAGUCGAUCGACUUCAAAGUAGA
Molecule: messenger RNA, 6457 nt
Organism: Mytilus trossulus (common blue mussel)
Lineage: Eukaryota; Metazoa; Mollusca; Bivalvia; Mytilida; Mytilidae
Exons: 5
Coding region: 1-6456 (2151 amino acids)
Biological process (GO): synaptonemal complex assembly; regulation of double-strand break repair via homologous recombination; male meiotic nuclear division
Cellular component (GO): nucleus
Source: RefSeq, a predicted model, not a curated record